Messenger RNA from Danaus plexippus (monarch butterfly), 577 nucleotides. Its product is annotated as anaphase-promoting complex subunit 13. NCBI's taxonomy places the organism in Eukaryota, Metazoa, Arthropoda, Insecta, Lepidoptera, Nymphalidae. Bases 225 to 437 code for a protein of 70 amino acids. The record is from RefSeq and is a predicted model, not a curated record. The transcript has 3 exons. Gene Ontology annotation, biological process: protein K11-linked ubiquitination. Gene Ontology annotation, cellular component: anaphase-promoting complex.
CUAAAGAUGUUUUUAACUUCUGUCUCUUUUCUAACUUCAACUGUCAAAACAAACGAAGUUAAUUCCCAAGAGGCAAGACUUCUAAAGAGACGUGUUCUUCCUGUUGAAUAAAGUUGUGUUUAUGUUGCUAGCCAUACGAAGGGUAAAUUAGUUUGGAUUACUGCUCACCCCGCAUAAUAAUAAUAAUAAUAUAGUGUGUAGUAAAAAUAUCGCUUAAUAUAAAAAUGGAUAGCAAAUACAGACGUAACGGACGCCUAAUAGAUAUAGUGGACGAGGAAUGGAAAGCUGAGCAACUCCCUGAUGAAGAUAUUUUAGUUCCUCUCGACGAGCUGCCAGAUCCUGAAGCAGAUAGUGCUGACUCUCAUUUAACUCUUAAAGAACAAAGCAUGCGGUGGCAGGAGAACUUUCCAGAACCCGUGAGCAGUAAUCAAAACUAGGAACACAUUAAUGUAAGGGAGCAACUACCUAAAUAUCUCAAUGGUAAUGUCAAACUAUUAACUACAAGGUGUAUUAUAAAAGAAACUGAAAAAAUAGCUAAAAAGACCCAUGGGGCCCUCACAAUUCUUAAACAAUUUGG